AAUGAGCAAGUAUUCACUCCUGAAGGUUGGUGGGGAGCACCAUGAGGCGCCACCUCUGGGCCUAACGGAACUGCACUUACCCAGAAUGCUCUGCGUUGAAUAGCAGUACGGCUGAGCCAAUGGGGGCUCAGAAAAUAGCAGUUUCCGCGUGCGGUACAAAGGGGGGCGGGACCUCCGGGGUGUUGCGCGCCGCGGCCAUUUUGGCUUCUCUAGUCGUGUUCCCAGGUCGGAGGCCGCGGAGCCCUUGCGUCGUGCCCAAAGCGCAGCGGCCGAGAAGGCACGAGGAGAGCCCCGCUGCACAGAAGCGUCUGAGGCUCGGCGUCGUCGCCCGGAGUGACCCGCGCCGGAUCGGGGCCGCAGUGCCCACGUCCUUGUUGCGCCCACAGAGCGAUGGCGGCGGCCGCGCGGGGGGACCCGGCUCAGAUGUUUAUCAACACCAGAAGCAACACUUUGGAGAAAAACACUUCAGAAGCAGUGUGGGCAGAACAUUGUUUGUGAAGACCUGCACAUUUCAUGUGUCAGGGGAGCCCUUGACCUGCAGGGAAGUUGGGAAGGACUUCCAGGCCAAGUUGGGAUUUGUCCAUCAACAGGCCACUCACACUGGGGAGCAUUCAAAUACCAAAAGCAAUUAUGGGGCUGUAAGUCACAGUGAAAAAACUCAUCACAACUAUGAAGAAUAUACAAAAGCAAUCAGCCAAAAACACAAACUUGUUCAGCAACAGAGAGCCCUCACUACAGAAAGAUGUUACAUGUGCAGUGAAUGUGGGAAAUCCUUUAGCAAAAGUUACAGCCUCAGUGACCAUUGGAGAGUUCACACUGGAGAAAAGCCUUAUGAGUGUCGGGAAUGUGGGAAAUCCUUCAGGCAAAGCUCUAGCCUCAUUCAGCACCGGAGGGUUCAUACUGGAGUACGACCUCAUGAAUGUGAUGAAUGUGGAAAAUUAUUUAGCAACAAGUCCAACCUCAUUAAACAUUGGAGAGUUCACACUGGAGAAAGGCCAUAUGAAUGUAGUGAAUGUGGGAAGUCCUUUAGUGAAAGCUCUGCACUCCUUCAACACCAGAGUGUUCACACUGGAGAGAGGCCUUAUGAGUGCAGUGAAUGUGGGAAAUUCUUUACAUACCAUUCCAGUCUUAUAAAGCACCAGAAAGUUCAUAGUGGAUCAAGACCUUAUGAGUGUAGUGAAUGUGGGAAGUCAUUUAGCCAAAACUCCAGCCUCAUUGAACACCGUAGGGUUCAUACUGGAGAAAGACCUUAUAAGUGCAGUGAAUGUGGGAAAUCCUUUAGCCAAAGCUCUGCACUUCUUCAACAUCGCAGAGUUCAUACCGGAGAAAGGCCUUAUGAGUGCAGUGAAUGUGGGAAAUUCUUUACCUACAGCUCUAGUCUCCAAAAACACCAGAGAGUUCACACUGGAUCAAGGCCUUAUGAAUGCAAUGAAUGUGGGAAAUCCUUUACUCAAAACUCCAGCCUCAUUAAGCACAGGAGGGUUCACACUGGGGAAAGACCUUAUGAGUGCACUGAAUGUGGGAAAUACUUUAGCCAUAACUCUAGCCUCAUUAAACACCGAAGGAUUCAUAGUCGAUAAAGGCCUAUGAGUGGCAAAUGUGGAAAAUUAGCACCUUGGAGAAAGUCCUGUGAAUGCAGUGAAUGUGAGGAAGCAUUCAGUUGAAGGACUUAUCUCAUUGGGUGCCACAAAGUUUACAUGGGAAGAACACCUUUGGUAUACAGGGAUGUGCAGUUUCUUUGUUCAGUAUAACAACUCUGAAGGAAAUCCCUUAUGUAAGAGUGCUAUCUGCUUGAAUUGAACCUCAUACAUUGAACAUCCACAUAAAUUCCAGGUAUGUGGGAGCUGUAUUGUACAUUUUACUCUACUCAGGGCUCUUGGUGGAUUGCUAGUUUUGUAGCAGAAGCCAUAUUGCCUCUACCAGCUGGCAAGUGCUCACUAUAUGCCCCUGAGUUCACCCACGACAGUGCAUGCAGGUAAGUGACCCUUGGUGUUGUUUCACUCAUGGGAGGAAUUUGUAAGUAGCUCAAGUAUUUAUUCCUUUCUCAUUUUUUUUUCUAUGAUGAGUCAGGGCAUGGACCUGAUCCAAUUUGACCCAGAGGACUCUCCUGUUAACAUGAAAAGAUGGACUACCUAUUUCAGAUACUGUUGGUCUUAGAUGACAAUUUUGAUGAAAUUUUCCAGCCUCCAAAUCAUCAACUGUGUGAACCAUCUACCUUUCAUUGCCCUGGUUUAUAUAAUAAUAAAGGCCUUAUUAUUUAAGCCACCAUCAA
Messenger RNA from Microcebus murinus (gray mouse lemur), 2272 nucleotides. The record is from RefSeq and is a predicted model, not a curated record. NCBI's taxonomy places the organism in Eukaryota, Metazoa, Chordata, Mammalia, Primates, Cheirogaleidae.